AUGCAAUAUAUAUCGGAUAUGCUAAGCAUGGACAUGUUAAAAGGACGUGAUAUAUAUGAUAUGCCUAUGGAGUCACCUGUGAGCCCGGUCACAUUACGGCUAUCUGCUACUAUAUUAAUAGACUACUCUACUUCUCCAGCAUCCUCGGGGAUGCCUGAUAUGCCGGGAAUGGACUCUUUAAACCCCCGUGGCUCUAUAAGAGGUAAAUUUAAGCUUAAUCAGUCUCCUAGGAAUUACUACCUUAAAUUCACUACUUUCCCUAGCGGCAACAUACAGCAGGUCCUUAAAGGGCAGGCGAUUGUAUUAUAUAAUAUAACUAAGGCAGACGCUGCCCUACUAGACCCCUCGGCACUCUCUCCAUUCGAUGGCCACAAUUCGCCACCUUCGGGGCGGCCUGAUAAGGCUUUGUCUUUUGUCGUGAGCCAGACAGACAUUGUGACCUGGGUAAUCGAUCAUGCUCCGUUCUCGGAGCCAGAUGUCCCUAUUAUCUAUGGGGAAAACUCCUCUGGCUGGAAUUUAAACACGACUAUGCACUUACCUAUUAACUUAACUAUUGAUAUUAUUAUAAGCAUUUCAAACCAGUCUAUAGAUAUGAUGGGCCAUCUGAUAUACCUCUAUGGCCAUAAGUUCUGGGUUCUAGGUUCUGGUGAGGGAUCUUUUCCGUAUGCAGCUGUCAUAGACGCGCCAGCGGACCUUAUUAACCUUCGGGAUCCCCCUUACCGUAAUAUGAUGGGCCUCCCUUUGCAAGGGUGGGCUGCAAUCUGUUAUAUUACGGAUAAUCCUGGUGCUUAG
Molecule: messenger RNA, 792 nt
Organism: Fusarium redolens
Lineage: Eukaryota; Fungi; Ascomycota; Sordariomycetes; Hypocreales; Nectriaceae
Exons: 6
Coding region: 1-792 (263 amino acids)
Molecular function (GO): oxidoreductase activity; copper ion binding
Source: RefSeq, a predicted model, not a curated record